AUGAAGUUCGCUGUUGCAAUAAUCAGUGCUACGCUUCUUUCCAGAUCUAUCAUCGCCUCUCCACUCACUCAUCGCCGACAGGUAGAAAGUGAAAUGCAUCGAUAUACCCAAGCUCCGCGCCGCACAACCCGGCCUCAUAGUCCAGGCACCUCGGAAGUAUUCUAUCUGAAUCAAACGGCUCAGGAGACUUACAGCUCAAACUGGGCUGGGGCUGUGCUUAUUGGUGCAGGAUACACUUCAGUAUCCGGAGAGAUGGUUGUUCCUAUACCCCGACUCCCGAAUGAUGCAAAUUCUUAUACGAAUUACUGCGCCUCCGCAUGGGUUGGCAUUGACGGUGAUACUUGCAGUAGGGCCAUUCUACAAACAGGAAUCGAUUUCUGUAUUCAAGGAGGCUCUACAUCAUAUAGCGCGUGGUACGAAUGGUAUCCAGACUUUUCCCAUGACUUUAGCAAUAUCCAAAUCUCGGCUGGGAAUGUGAUCAGAAUGAUAGUCAAUGCAACUUCGAAAAGUUCUGGCUCUGCUACUAUUGAGAAUCUAUCGACUGGCGCAUCUAUCACGCAUGCAUUCCGUAAAGGCCUUGGGGGUGACCUAUGUGAGUUCAAUGCCGAAUGGAUUGUGGAGGACUUUUCUGUAAACAAUGCAUUGGCUCCUUUUGCCAACUUUGGCAACGUGGUAUUCUCCAAUGCAGUUGCCUCGCGCAAUGGGAACACUUACGGACCAUCGGGCGCAAUUAUAAUGGACAUCUAUCAAGAUCGGAUUUUCACGUCUUCUUCUGUCACUGAAAACACUGUCACUGUCAGUUACAUUUAG
This is a messenger RNA of Penicillium digitatum Pd1, 810 nucleotides long. Its product is annotated as A4/G1 family peptidase. Lineage: Eukaryota; Fungi; Ascomycota; Eurotiomycetes; Eurotiales; Aspergillaceae. Gene Ontology annotation, biological process: proteolysis. Gene Ontology annotation, molecular function: glutamic-type endopeptidase activity. The record is from RefSeq and is a predicted model, not a curated record.